AUGCGGAGCCAGCAUCGGGUCUUUGAUCGGCGAGAACAUACCUGGUGUGCCCCACAGUUUCACGCGCCAGCAUUCGCCUGUGGCGGGAAGCACGCAUUGGACGAUGAAAUGGACUUCGAGAUCGUCAAGGCUCUUGGUGACGGCUCCAUGGGUUCAGUUCGCAUGGUCAAGCUUGCUCAUGGCAGAAGCACCGCCAGGUACGCGCUCAAGAUAAUCGACAAACGGCACGUUGUCAUGACGCGCCAGGUCGCACGCGUGAUGCAAGAGAAGCAGCUCCUUGGGCUUGUCAACCACCCCUUCGUCGUCAAAUUGGCGGGCACAUUCCAGGACGACGCGCGCCUUUUUCUGCUCAUGGAGCUUGCUGGCGGCGGUGACCUGUACUCAGCCCUAGGAAGCGGCAAGUUUGACGAUGCGUGUGCGAACUUCUUCGCUGCUGAGAUCACGCUUGCGCUCGGCCAUAUUCACAGUUUGGAUAUCGCAUUUCGUGAUUUAAAGCCGGAAAACGUUGCUAUCGACUCGCUGGGCCACGCGAAGAUCAUUGAUUUCGGGCUGGCCAAAGUAGUCCGAACAACAACGUAUACAGUGUGCGGGACUGCGGAGUACAUGGCGCCCGAAGUCUUGUCCCACAUAGGCCAUGGCAGAUGUGUGGACUGGUGGGCCCUUGGUAUCCUCAUCUUCGAGAUGCUCGCGUUCAAGACUCCCUUCAAGGGACGCACCGCUAGAGAGACCCGCAAGAGCGUGCUCAAUGGCGACCCACGGUGCCCUUCGUGCUUCGGGAGCGUGGCUAAGAGCAUCGUCUACCUGCUCCUGAUCAAAGACCAGAACCUGCGCCUGGGCAGCGGCGCAAACGGCAGUGCGCGCGUCCGGAGCCACCCAUGGUUCUCCGCAGUGGCGUGGGACGAUCUCCUCCAGCAGAGGUGCAGCUCGCCCUUCCUGCUGGGCAAGCGCGGCGACUCCGGGGCCUCCGCGUGCGGCGGCGGCCUCCCCGAGCGCGGGGGCGGCGACAACUGCGCCGCGGGCGGUCUCUCCGAGGCGCAGCAGCGGCUGUUCCUGGGCUUCUGA
Molecule: messenger RNA, 1062 nt
Organism: Prorocentrum cordatum
Lineage: Eukaryota; Dinophyceae; Prorocentrales; Prorocentraceae
Source: the annotation of a GenBank genome assembly